AUGGUUAAUGACAACAGCGAGGAAUUGUUCAGACAACCUUCCGUGGAACUGUUGGGCUCACCAAACGCCAAUACUUCGUAUGGUCCAUUGUGGGCUAUAAUGAUGAAUAGACCCUAUAAUGAAGAAGAUGAUAUGGUACCUCAGCACCAGGUGGUAUCGACAGCAAACUCAGCCGGCAACCUGGGUGAUGUUGAUCGUUUAGAUGACAUUAAGCUGGCAGUCUUGCCAUUUCAGUUCAACUUGGAGAAGCUGAGCCAGGCUGAGGUUGACAUGCUCCAUUUAUAUCACUUCAGUAGCAGGGGGAUGAAGAAUUCGCUUCGUGAUAUCAGUAUUGUUGGAUUCGCAGGAAUUUCCCCGUACAGCCACAUUAUCGAUCCGAUAACCCUGGAGACGGAAUUACUUUGCAGCAAGCGGCCUACCACUCAGAUGCUAUCGCUACCUACUCGUGUUCAUAUACAUCUGCUGGCAAGCGGUGUUUGGUACAUGCCGGUUCAGGCACCCCAGAAGUGCGAUCGAGACUCCUUUACUCUCGAACUCUCAUCUCCCGACUCGAACCACAAUCGCCAUGCCGGAACCUUUUUUGCUGCCAACUUUGAAGAUGCUCUCGACGCUGGAUACUAUGGCAAGAAACGCUUUCCUACCCGAUACAAGACUCAAAGGGCAGCCAUUUUGGGGGCCUAUAGGGAUGUUCUCCGGCUGCAAAUACAAGCCCAGCUCGAGGCCCAAGCUUCUAGGAAUGCAAAGGACACUAAAGAUGCUGAGAAUCGAAGGGACGCCAGGCGAAUUGCGAAAUGGCUUCGUCUUCUCGACGUCUCGCAGUCUCUAGGAGCUGGACCGCUGUCACAAGCGCUGACCAGGAUGGGUGCAGAUGGGUGUAGCAGUGAUGAGAGUGAUGAAGAAGGGACCAGCUCGGUCUGUCGAAUCAAACCUUGGCGAAGUCAGGAACUGGAUAGGUUUAUCAAUGCCUGCAAAGUAUCAGGGCAUUAUCUUCAUCUGAAGCCAUCAACUAGUGGGCGUGCUCUCGAAAGCAAUCGCGUUCUGCCGUUGGACCUUCCUUCAAAGUUUGUGGAUGACCAGUGGCGGACACACACAAUGAUGUUAGCGCAAGGUCUGGGAUCUAUACUAAAGUAA
Serendipita indica DSM 11827 is the source of this 1131-nucleotide messenger RNA. The record is from the annotation of a GenBank genome assembly. Lineage: Eukaryota; Fungi; Basidiomycota; Agaricomycetes; Sebacinales; Serendipitaceae.